GGCAUUACCAGAGGGCUGAAACUUCGCCGAAGGAAGAAAACGCAUAUAAACGAUAUCUUACUCGAUAAGGCCAGCAGUGAUAAAAAUCCUUGUACCUCAUUUGGUGCUGCUGACGCUCCUCUUGUCCUACAUCGCGUUCGGAUCGUUCGUGUUGCAACGAAUCGAAAACGGCGCGAACAUUCUGUUCAAAUUGAAUCGGCGGUAUGCGGUCGAACGAGCGUUCCAGCAGAUCGUGAACGACAGCUGGGAGAUGCGCCUCAAAAAGCUGACCUUCCUCGAAUGGCAGGAGGAGCUGUACGAACGAUUGCACAACGUCUCCAUGAUCUACGAGGGCGAGAAAGUCGGCGGCAGCGACUACCACGCAGACAUCAAGCCCGACUGGACAUUUCCAACCGCCGUCCUCUACACGUUGACGGUCCUUACUGCUUGUGGUUACAACUAUAUUGAUCCCGUGACUAAUAGUGGCAAGAUAUUCACGAUUGCCUUCGCUCUGGUCGGCAUUCCAUUGAUGUUCAUCACCGCAGCGGAUAUUGGCAAAUUUCUGUCGGAAACGUUCCAGCACGUGUGUGAAUGGGGCAAUCGGCUGUACCGCGCGUUUCUCGGAUUUUGUUACAAGGAGCGGGACGUGCAGAAUAGCAGAAAAUUAUCAGGUGAUCAGAAAAGUGCCCUAGAAGAGCUCAUUGACACUGCCAAUGCGGACGUGGCCACCGCCGAUAGUCUGUGGUUUCCCAUAGGUGCUUAUGUUUUUUUGAUGUGUUUAUACUGCAGCAUCGGCGCGCUGCUAUUCUGUAGCUACGAGGACAACUGGGAAUUCAUCCAUGCUUUCCAUUUCGCUUUCAAUACUGUGGUCACAGUAGGCAUGGGGAACAUAGUGGUCACCGACUACUUCUAUCUGUGCUUCAUCGUCGCCUACGUCGUGAUCGGUCUGUCAGUUGUGACGAUGUGCAUCGACCUGGCGUCGACCCACCUGCAGACCUACUUCCAGAAGAUUCACUACUUCGGCCGGGCGCGAAGACGAUUUUUAGGCAUGUCCGACGACAUCAAGGAGAUGAUGUCGCUGAUCAGCGCUCUGCGCAAGAAGAAAGGCGGAAAGGUGACGUGGGACGAUUUGAAACAGUACCUCGAAGUGGAGCGGAUGCGGCCCUUCAUACCUCGCAACGUUCACCUUUGGAGAUACGUCGAUGAGACGAGCAGCGGCAUGUCGACGUACCGUCAAAACUCGCUGAUGUCCUUUGAUCGUCAAACAGCUUUCGCUAGACGUCGCCAGACCAUUUUUUAG
Soboliphyme baturini is the source of this 1279-nucleotide messenger RNA. NCBI's taxonomy places the organism in Eukaryota, Metazoa, Nematoda, Enoplea, Dioctophymatida, Soboliphymatidae. The record is from the annotation of a GenBank genome assembly.